This is a messenger RNA of Sciurus carolinensis (gray squirrel), 1644 nucleotides long. RefSeq names its product immunoglobulin alpha-2 heavy chain-like. The coding region runs from base 438 to 1547 and encodes 369 amino acids. Lineage: Eukaryota; Metazoa; Chordata; Mammalia; Rodentia; Sciuridae. The record is from RefSeq and is a predicted model, not a curated record. The transcript has 5 exons.
UGACCUCUCCUUGAGCUGGGGUGGCUGAGCCGUUGGCUGCCAGGUAGGUGUCUCUCCACCCUCUCAGGAGAUCCUGCUGAAGAAUCAGAAUAGAGAGAAGAAUAGACAGCAGAAUAGAGAGAAGGAAGCGGCGGAUUUCCGACAUCUCUCAAAGCCCAUGGAUCCAGCCUAGGACCUGCGUAGGACUUGGUGGUUUGAAGGGUCAAUAAAUUGCCUCCUCUGAGUGGCUGUGGCUGCGUUUCUGUCCUCUGCACCUGCAGCAACGCUGUGUUGUACUCUCAGCCCCCAGGCCAGGGGCUUUCCGAGACAGCCCCGGAUGUUGGCCCGCAAAUGCCCUGCGUCUGUGUCUGCGCCCUCCCUGCACCCUACGGAGGAAGUAGACACCCAGCCUUGAUUCUGAGGCCACAGAAGUGCUGUGCCCUGCGACCCCGGCUGACAUGGACGUGAUGAUCCACCCAAGCCUUCUGAGAGGAGCUGCGUCAAGGCCUGGAGUGGCCCUGCUGCUCUUCUUGCUGCUGUCCACCCAGGGUGCCACAGAGGUCCUCCUGCCCUCUCUGUUCCAGCCUCAGCCUUCUGUGCUGAGUGGACAAGGCAACCCCCAGAUCUGGUGUGUGGUGCGGGGUAGCCCCAUCAGGGCCCACGUCUUGUCCUGGUACCAGAAGCUGCAGGGGCGCAGCCCUACCUUUCUACUGAGCCAGCGACAUGGGGCUCCCCCGACCUACGGCUUGGGUGUGAAUUCCCGCUUCCUGGCAGAGAUGGAUCUGGCCCAGAAUGCUGCGCGCCUCACCGUGGGCAAUGCCAGCCCUGCUGACGAGGGCAUCUACUACUGUGCCAUGUGGUUCUCAGGCCUGUAUAUCUUUGGAGAGGGGACGCACCUGUUCUAUCAGGCGGAGGUGCAGGCUCCUGCACUCCCACCCCCAGCGCUGACCCUGUUUGUCCCAGCCUCUGGCACUCCCUCCCUGGCACUGUGUGUGGCCUUAGGACAGCACCCGGCCCCUCUGAGGAUCUCGUGGGUUCUGAGAGGCCAGCACCAGGAGGAGGACGAGUUCACAGGGAGGCCUGGGGGACCCCUGGUCAGCUGGCUGCAGCUGCCUCGGGAGGCGGCAGGGACAACGGUGAGCUGCCAAGGCCUGCACCAGAGUGGGGCCGCGGAGGCUGCGCUGCACCUGCCCAGGAAUCCAGGGUGCAGAGGGCUGGGCCUGAACUGGAAUGAGACUCAGGAGAGCGGUGGAGACAUCCCUCUGGCAGAGCUGGAGCACACCCUUGCUGCCAUCACCUACUGCUACCUGGGGCUGCUGGGUGCCACUCCCCUUUAUGGCCUGAUCCUGGUCACUGUCUGGAGGAAUCGCUUCCGCCUGGCCCACCCGCGGGUGCCUCCCACCCAAGAGGCUCAAGGAGCAGCCCCUGAUUCCAGGACCCAGGCGGGCAGGGGGCACAGUCCUGCCAGGACCCUGGAGGAUGAUGCACCAUGCGCCAGCAACCCGCAAGACCUCGCGAGCGCGGCCUGUGCCCCAGCCUCCACCGACAUCCAGCCAGCUUCCUCCUAGUCCCCUCCCCUCCUUCCCCUUUCGGCCUCCAGGCUGCCCACAUUGCUCCACAAAUACAGAGACUUUGAGGGAACUCUGCUGUGCUGUGCUGUGCUGG